AUAACAACUUUAAACCUUACUAGAGAUCGGACUGGAAAUACUUUCAACGCUUAUGUGCUUGCUAACAGACGAAAUCCUUUUUCUCGGCACGAAAUUAUUUUUUCUUAAGCUUGUCAUCGACACCAGACGACGUUGCCCCCUGUAACCGUUGUCUUACUCCAUAACAACUGGUUCUGUGAAUUCUAAAUUCAGUCCAGCAUGAACCAUAUAUGUUGGAUUCCUGUACUUUUAUGUGCAGUUGUUUGGACUCAGUAUGCUCGGGCAGGAUUUAUCGUCGAACCCUCUUCUAUAGAAGGAAUUCAAUCAGAAACUGUUGUACUACCAUGCACGAUACAAAACGAACCCGGCGCCAUUGUUGUUUGGUACAGAAACAAAGCGCAGCUGAGUAUCGAUAAUAAUCUAGUGAAUAGUUUAAACCCUGACGUACGAGCAAGAUUCUCUGUCGUUGGCAAUGGAACAUCUGGAGAAUUCAAUCUUCAGAUUGUCAAUGUCAAACCUGCAGAUGAAAGUCAAUAUUACUGUUCAUUUAUCAGUCGAUCAGGAGGAGCGUCUUCAGCCGUUGCCACCUUGACCGUUUUAAUUCCACCAAGUGAAGGAUAUCCAAAGUGCUCAGUAACUGCCGAGACCCCACAGAACACUAAAAAUGCUUUCUGGCCAGGUGAAGUGGCUCUUCUCAGUUGCGACUCAAUGGGAGGUGACCCUGCGGCGAAUCUUACCUGGUACCGCAAGAACUGGACAAUGUCCCACGCGGCCAAGCAUACGAACGUCUACAGGAGGAUACUUACACCAGGAGAUAAUGGAGUCACCUUUAUCUGUGAAGCGACCAGUAGUGCCUUAAGAGAACCCCGGCGUUGUGAGGUGACACCUAUGAGCAUUCCACCAGAAGUACAUGUCAGACCUUUGACCAACUCUGUGCAAUUCGGGACCAAUGCCACUUUCCACUGCGAAGUCAGCGCCAUCACACGAGUCCAGGAAUACAACUGGUUUAUCGAGGGAAAUCUCCUUACCCCCGAGACACCAGGUGUGGUCUUCGGCAACAAUGGAAAGGUACUUGUGAUCGCCAAUGUGCAGAUGGAACACGAUAGUAAACCAGUGGAGUGCGAGGCAGUCAUCAAAAAUCGGCUGGUAGCGAGGGCAGGAACCACAGUUGUGGUCAUUCCACCUAGGAAGACGGCGCCACCAAUACCUUCAAAACCCACUGAAAAGGUCACAAUCAUCCAGGUCGAGAAGUCGGAGGUACCAACCUCCCAUCCUAUUUUAUCUGCAAACAUGAACCUAAUCAUCGUCAUCGUGUCAGGUUCACUCAUAGUUCUCCUCCUGCUCAUCGCUAUCAUCAUGGGUUGCUGGGUCUUCGGCUUCCGCAAGCCGCGAAGACCAAACACAAGAGUCAACAUCGACUACGGCGAAGUCCCUGCAGAAAUGCCUUUGGAUGGCAUUAGCCAUUAUUCCGUACCUGCAGCUUUGUUCAGCACAGAGAUUCCGGAUUCACGAUUAAACGAAUCUUUCCAUCAACCGCGGCACUUUGACGAAAAUGCUUCGGGAUACAUAUCAGCACUGUACGCCACACUGGAUAAAAACAAGAGAUACCCACCGAAAACGAUCAGCUCAUCGUCGCUGCCGGAGAAACCAGUGGCCCAAAUUACUCCUACCGCCGGUAGGGUCGUCCCGCAUUUCGCCGCCGCUUCCACCAUCGACAAACGAAAGUCGACCGGGGCGAUCGCUUAUUCAGACCUGAAGGAUUUAGACAAUGACCCUGACUUUAAGAAGGGGUGUAGUUGUGACUGUAAGUCUGCUGACUAUGAUAAUAACGAGGAUCCUGCCACAGAACAAUGAUUAUGCUGAUUAUGCUGAUCAUCAAGAUCACCAAGUGCUACAGAACUUAGGAUGAUAGAACUUUGGCGAUUUGAUUCUGUAGAUCCGACUUAAACAUUCCGCCAUAAAGUCGUACAGAAUAUAAAGCUGCAAAAACUAUUUAGUGCAAUCAUACGGAAAACAUAUUCUCAUGGAUAUAAUUGUGAUUACCUAAAAAUGAUAAAACUCGGAUAAAGUGCCUUUUCAAUGUUUAUUUUUUAUACAGAAUUGUAUUCAUCUGACAAAACUCUAUCAAAUCUAUUCAAAAAAUCAAAGUAUUCAAUUUAAUAUUGUGUUGUUACGUACUCUAUUUUUGUAUCAAAUCUAUAUAUUUGAAAUUAUGUUUAUAUAUAUUUGUAUUGCAAUGUUUUGGUUUUUUAACAAUAGAACAAAGGUCGUGUCCGUUAUCUAAUAUCCACUAUUUUUUUCGCAAUACUAUUAUAUUUGUUAGUUUCAUUAAGGGUGCAUAUUACUUUGCGAAGUACUCCGUUUCUGCUCUUAAGUGCGAUAAUUGUUUUGGUUUCGUAAAGAUGCACUCGCACCUACGAAACGAAACCGACAUUAGACCGAACGAUAGUAUGCAAAUCGAUAUAACGUAACAGCUCAGGGCCCCUUCUUACAAUAAGUUACGAUUGAUCCCAUCAAUCUCAACUGUAUGGAAAUCCAUCCAAACCAUAUUUUUUGUAUAGGAAAUACAAUCUCCUUUGUAAACAAAUAUAAGCACACUGAAUUUUCAAGAAAACUAUGAAUUUAUGAAUGGACUGAAUGGACAUCAUUAUCUAGAAAAUAUGUCGAACAAACAUGCUUUUUAGAUGAUGAUGUUACUGGCUUUCAAUAGUUGUGGUUGAUUGGAUCAUACGCAACUCUUUGUAAGACGGGUCCCAGGACUCGUGUUCGUUAGUGUGACUUUAGCAUUAAUAAUAUAAUUUCUAUCAGAGACAUUUCAUACAUUAACCCCCCCCCCUCUAUUCCUCUCUCUCUAUCUAUCUAUCUCUCUAUCUAUCUAUCUAUCCAUCUAUCCAUCUAUCUUUUUCCAUUUCCCAUCUUCACAUUUUCUCUUCUCCUAAUAUAUCUACAUCUCCUUCCUUACUUUCCAUCUUUUAUAAUUGCUCUUCAGUUUCCUCCCUUCCACUUUUGUCGACCAUUUUCAUAUAUAUCUUUUUCCUUUAUCCUCGAACAGAGCUGUCUGCACCGAACGCCAUAAUCAUUUCGAAAUAAUGAAUUCAGCAUGGGAUGAAAGUUAUUCAUAUUGUCAAAAGACAAAUACGCCUUAUAAUCUUCGGCAAAAUAAAAACAUGCUAUAACUGUAAAAUAAUUCAUUUCGUAAGUACAAAUCUUGUAUAUUAGCUGUAUGAUACUGCUGUCUAUAUUGUACAUUCUAAAGAUUAUAUGUAAAUAUUAAAAAAAAUAUAUCACCUCGUGAAAUACUAUGUACAAUGCAUUCGUUUUUAUUUCUGUACUUAUUACCCACGAGGCUCUGUCUACGUCAUGCCAACACAGGAAAUAUGGAGAAGGUUUUAGAACAAAAUGUUUUGUUUUCCUACUGUUUACUUUUUUUGCAUUUUACCAUCAUUUGCCAUUAUAUAUAUACUUUCCGUUUACACAACUUGUUGAUUUUUUAGUAAAUGGGCUUUCUUGUUUAACGCCGUUUUUUUUAAAUCAUUCAAGUUUGGCCGUAUUUAAGUAUGAAAUUUCGUUUUUUUUACAUUUUAAUGAAAUGUACGCGAUGAAAAGAUGUCAAAUUAUGCACCACAGAGUCAAUACAAACUCAUUUCUUUACUUACGUCAUAAAUUGUGGAAUUCGUAAUUUGUUUUAAUGGGACACUGUAUAUCCCAAAUGAGGGUAGCUUUGCACAGGCCCCAUCUCUUCCUUGAGAGAGAGUAAACCAAUAAAAGGAACACUGCUAAGUAAUUGAAGAGGUUUUGCUUCCAAAACUGCAUACCUAAUUAUCAAAUUGACGCUUAUAUCCUAUUUGCAAAUACGUGUUCGGAAAGCCGUGUUUACAACCUUAGCAAAGUAGGCUCAGCAACGGAAAAGGGCGAUUUGAAAAAAAAAUGGCAGCGCUGCGAGAUUUUAAAGUAAUAGAUUCAGCACCAUGUUAAUAUCAUUCACGGUUUGGACCCAAUGCUGGGGUACGAGAAUAGAAUGGCAGACACAAACAAGAGUAUUACUAUGGUUUAUACAAUAAUCUGCUCAAUACCUUUCUCCCCUGCAUGCUUGCUAUCUUUAGACAUGAGAAUGCAGACAGAGUCUUGUAGGGAUACAUGCUGGUAAAAUGAAGACAAAACUCCGGGAACCCUUUCAUUUAUACCAAUGAUGAAAUCACUAGUUUUUGUCAGAUUGCCAACGAUAAGUGUUAUCAUUCUGUUGAAAAAAUAUUAUUUAUUUCGAAUAAAUGCUCAUUCUAUGACAAUUCA
This is a messenger RNA of Lytechinus pictus (painted urchin), 4269 nucleotides long. RefSeq names its product kin of IRRE-like protein 3. The coding region runs from base 199 to 1833 and encodes 544 amino acids. The transcript has a single exon. Lineage: Eukaryota; Metazoa; Echinodermata; Echinoidea; Temnopleuroida; Toxopneustidae. The record is from RefSeq and is a predicted model, not a curated record.